AAUCGAUUGCUAGCUGCGUGUUCGUUGUGACUACCGAGUUGAUGAAGAGCCACAGCUGAAAAUUAAGAGGAGGCCUUGUCAAAGUGGUUCAUUCUGCUCAUCAAAACCAGCUUUCUUCUGAGAACCUGCCUCGUUUACAGCCAAGACUCAAAAAAUAUGGGCAGGAACAAGCCCGCCAGCAGGCUUCUUUCGAGUGGCCGACCCCCUACCCUCAAGAAAGCAAAGUCAAUAUCUCGCAAAGAAACCAGGACUCUCAUCAACUCUCAUCACACUUUACAGAAGAAACGUCAACAGGCUCUUGCACGCGGUGACGAGAAGGAAGCGGCAGCAAUAGCCGCAGACAUAUCUGCCCUAGGUGGUCUCGAAGAGUACCAACGAGCCAGUCUUCAAGGGCAGAGGGUAGACCGGGGUGGGGACAGCUCCAGAAUCCUUCUCGACUGGUUGCGAUCAGCCAAUCUACAGCCCUCGGGAACCAUAUCCAGCGGGAAGGAUAAGGGCGGCGCCCAUCGCCGGUUGCGAAUGCUCGAGGUGGGCGCCCUCAGCACCCAGAACGCCUGCUCCAAGAGCGGUCUUUUCGAGAUGGAGCUCAUCGACCUCAACAGCCAGCAAGCGGGAAUUCUGCAGCAGGACUUCAUGGAACGACCUCUUCCCAAGGAUGAUUCGGAGCGGUUUGACAUCAUCUCACUCAGUUUGGUGCUUAACUACGUCCCGGACCACUCCCAGCGCGGUCAGAUGCUUCUCCGCACGCUUUCGUUUCUCCGCCAGCCAGAAGACGCUCCAUCAGAGACUUCCUACGCCCUCUUCCCCUCAUUAUUUGUCGUCCUACCCCGAAGCUGCAUCGCCAAUUCGCGCUACUUCUCCCAUGAUAGGCUGGUUGAGCUGAUGAAUCUCUUGGGUUACGUCCAGCUCAAGGGCAAGGUCACGAGCAAACUAGCCUAUUCUUUUUGGCGUAGAGAAUCUGCUCCAUGUUCGCCGUUGCCAAUAGUUGCCAAGAAAGAGCUCAACCCGGGGGUGAAUCGAAACAAUUUCACAAUCACUCUCAAGAACUCAUAACCCUCCCUUCGCACGCCCCGAUUCCAACUGUCACUGUCACGGUGUUUGGAAGUCUACUAAAUGGUUGCCGCGGUGGCCACCUAUCUUUUGACCACACACGGGCGACUAUGUAUUCCAUCUGACACAGUACGUGUAUACUCCGAACAAAGGCGGGCUCCAAUCGCCAAACCCAGCUGCCUUUUUCGGGCAUUGCUCGAUGAUCACACGCUGGGCAUCAAAGGUGAUGCGAGUUCCAAGCGUUUGCUUUUGCAGCGAUCGGCAGGCGAUCACUUGCGUUGACGUCUCCGAAUGGACGCCUUGAGAGGAUUACGUUUCAGCAAGCCAACGAUGACCUACAUUGCGGGACAUGCGUCGUCAAGAAGUCAAGCAACAUACAGUUGCUUAUCAGCAAACGCAUCUGGUUAAUAGGUCGUUGCCUCUACCGGCUUCGUAUCGCCGGACGGACGGUCGGUGUUGUUUCUGACAGACAUGGAUCAAUCAUUUG
Molecule: messenger RNA, 1537 nt
Organism: Colletotrichum navitas
Lineage: Eukaryota; Fungi; Ascomycota; Sordariomycetes; Glomerellales; Glomerellaceae
Product: nucleolus protein
Exons: 1
Coding region: 157-1053 (298 amino acids)
Cellular component (GO): nucleolus
Molecular function (GO): rRNA (adenine) methyltransferase activity
Source: RefSeq, a predicted model, not a curated record